AUGCUUGGCAUCAUGUCUACCAGCAGAAUAGUCGAACUGUCAUGCAUCAUCCACGAGCACACGGCCAAAGUCGAUGCUUACCUUGAAUCUCAAAAGCUGCCCACCCCUUCUUUUGACACAUCAUACCCCGCCAAAGUUCCUCUCUCACCCAAUAUCCAAUCCUGUCAAGACGCUGUUCUCGAUGCCGCAGACGAGCUCACGGCUCUUAUGCUUGGUCCAGCGGCUGGAUCCAUGUCUCGCUACCCACAUAGUGCAUGGGCAAGCUUGCAAGCCAUUCAGCGCUAUGGAAUCGCGAAGACGUUCUCGCCAACUACGAGCACUACCUUUGGAAACAUCGCACGAGCCUGCUCUCUUUCCGAAUCUGAUACUCGUCGCAUCGUUCGCGCUGCUAUGACUUAUUAUAUAUUCCGCGAGCCCAGUCCGGGUAUUGUUGCCCACACAGCCGCCUCCAAAUAUCUUGCAGAGAUACCAGCGCUAGGACAGCUUGUUGGAUUCUUGAGGAGCGAAAUGUGGCCUUCUGCAGCAAGAAUGGUGGGCGCCAUGGAGAAGUGGCCUGGGUCCGAAGAGCCUAACGAGACGGGCUUCGCUCUGGCAUAUGGAACGGACAUACCAAUGUUUGACGUCGUGGGCAGAGAUCCUGAGCGUGCUCAGCGUAUGGCAGGAGCUAUGGAGUUUAUGCAUUCAUCUCCGGCGUAUAAUGUACGCCACCUUCUGGAGAAUUUUGAUUGGGGAGAUACUCCUAGUGGCGUUCUGGUAGAUGUUGGAGGAGGGAGAGAGCAGCCGGUUAAGUGGGCUGAUGUCUAUUACCUCCGCUUGGUCUUGCACGAUUGGUCGGACAAGUACGCUAUCAGGAUUCUACGCAAUCUCAUCCCGGCCUUGAGGAAAGGUGCUCGAGUUUUAGUGUCCGAGAUAUGCGUUCCAUCACCGUGUACCCUCUCUCCGUACAAGGAGAGGCCUAUCAGGAACUUCGACCUUUCGAUGAAGGGAGUUCAAAAUGCGAAGUAG
Messenger RNA from Mollisia scopiformis, 1005 nucleotides. Its product is annotated as S-adenosyl-L-methionine-dependent methyltransferase. The coding region runs from base 1 to 1005 and encodes 334 amino acids. Gene Ontology annotation, molecular function: O-methyltransferase activity. The record is from RefSeq and is a predicted model, not a curated record. The transcript is spliced from 5 exons. Lineage: Eukaryota; Fungi; Ascomycota; Leotiomycetes; Helotiales; Mollisiaceae.